This is a messenger RNA of Paraglomus brasilianum, 1506 nucleotides long. Lineage: Eukaryota; Fungi; Glomeromycota; Glomeromycetes; Paraglomerales; Paraglomeraceae. The record is from the annotation of a GenBank genome assembly.
AUGAUUAAACAGGCAACGGAUUCUGCAGCUGACAGAUCUUCGCCAAUUUUCGUUCCUCCACAUGUGUCGGCAACAUGUUCAUCAAACGAUCAAAGCGAAAUGAACGUUGAAUUUAAAGCGAGCGGCAUUGAAGCGCAAGACAUUUCUCAAGAUUCGGAUUUUAUAUUCCACGAUUAUAUUGAUCAAAUCGAAGAUAAUCAUUACGAUUAUACCAAAAUUCAGGAUGCUUGUGUAUCUUACGUUAUACCCGUUGUCCAACAGCCUGCUUGCACCACGACCCAGUCAACACCGUUUCUCAAAAGCCAUCUAACACUUCAACGACCACAUCAGCAAAUGCCCGUUCUGCUACCUGCAGCUUUGCUUCAGAAUUACAUACUUUGUCCGAUAAUUAAUUCUUCCUCAAUAAUAUCAGACAGUUUCCUUAACACACCCGCCAACACCAUCCUCAUGUCACCUCUAAUAAAAACUGCAUCUUCAGCCCUAUUUAAUCCAUUAAGUCUCGCGUCACAACAAACACAGCAGUCGUUGAACGGAAUAGAUAAAAAUGGAAGACAAGAAUUAAAGAGAAAAAGGUCUGGACACGUAGAAACAAACAACCGCUUGCAAAAAGUAACAUUGGUUGAAGACAAGAAAUUUGAGGAAGGAUUGUACAACGCGCUAGAACAACAAAAACAGCCAUCAUUUCAAGAAAACAAUAUUCAGGCCGAAAUGCUCAACUCUCAAGAAGGAUCGAAUUCAUUGCAGACUCCAACUCUAUUUGAGCAUAAGCACGCAAUGCUUAGCAAAACACAAACGUCACUUUCUUCAAAUGUUACAUCACCUCCUUCCGCCUCUUCUUUUUCUUACGGGGACUGUCUCACAUCUCAAAUAUUCUUUGACCAUGUAGACAACGAUUUAAGCGUAUCACUUGCUCAUAGUAUCACAGAUGAAACAGACAAAAUUUGUCUUGAUGGAAAGACUGAGGGCAAAGAUGAGGAUAAACAAGAGGAAGACGAAGAGUUUUCGAGAAAGGAGAAAGGCGAAUAUGAGCAUUUGAAUGGUGAAAGUGAUGUGAAUAAGUCCGAGUUGCAAAAACUGAAGUGGGAUGAGCUGUUUAACCAAUUAGGCAUAAAUGAUGUUGCGGAUAAUAACGCCUUAAGUAAUUGUAUUUCGUACAGUCACGUAGAGGGAGAUUCUCCAUCAAUAAACUUAUACCGUGACAUGCUACGUUUGCUCGCAUCUUCACUACUGACAUCACCCACACCGUCACUCCCUACCAUUCCAUGCUCUCCUCCUACUUCUGUUACAAACUCCUCAAAGACACCAUCGGAAACAACACCAACGGCACCAUUGACAGACGCCCAACCACGCAAGCAACUGCUCCAUCAUCCAGGAGACAUGUAUACUCCUCAAUGGGUGAGAUAUACGGGCCGUUUGAAAGAAGGUUUAUGUGAAAUUUGUGAUCCUGGGAAAUGGUUGCAGUUGAAGAACAGUGCAUUUUGGUAUGUUAUGGAAGAAUUUGUGUAG